This is a messenger RNA of Drosophila persimilis, 1405 nucleotides long. It is a transcript of the gene ND-42, whose product is annotated as NADH dehydrogenase [ubiquinone] 1 alpha subcomplex subunit 10, mitochondrial. The coding region runs from base 84 to 1310 and encodes 408 amino acids. Gene Ontology annotation, cellular component: cytoplasm. Lineage: Eukaryota; Metazoa; Arthropoda; Insecta; Diptera; Drosophilidae. The record is from RefSeq and is a predicted model, not a curated record. The transcript is spliced from 3 exons. Gene Ontology annotation, biological process: mitochondrial electron transport, NADH to ubiquinone.
UGGAGUGUGCGAGCCAAUACGAGACGUUUUCCAACACCGACCGAUAUUGUUUUUGGGCAGAUUUAAGAUUUUUGCUUGAAAAAAUGACUGCCGUGUUUCGUGUUGGCCUGGUGCGGCUCGUCAGCCGCGGCGCCACUGCCCCCAACGGCCUGCUGCAGGCCCAGACGAACGCCUUGCCCGCCGCCUUCCAGCAGAAGUGCAACAUCUCUGGCAGGACAAUGCGCGGCGGACCGCGUGUGCCCAAGGAGGCCCCGUAUCCGUACAAGACGAAGAAGUACAGCGUAGUCAAUGCGUUCUUCGACAAGACCUCCAAGCGUUUCGAUGAGAACUCAAAAGUGAUCUGCGUCGAGGGUCCCAUUGCCUCGGGCAAAACGAAAUUCGCCAAGGAGCUGGCCGAAGAGCUGGACAUGCAGUACUAUCCGGCUGUGGAUUUGGAUUUGAUUUACAUCAAUUCAUAUGGCUAUGAUAUGCGCAAGCUGGAUCCCGAGCUUCCGCCUAGCUGCCGCAGCUAUGACAUUCGCAACUUCUGCCUGGAUCCCAGUCACGACCUGGCCGCCCAGUUCCAAAUCCGCAUGUACAUGCUUCGCUAUUCGCAGUACAUCGAUGCACUGCAGCACAUUUUCUCCACCGGCCAGGGAGUUGUCCUCGAACGCAGUCCCUACUCGGAUUUCGUGUUCAUGGAGACCAUGUUCCGCCAGGGCUAUCUGUCGCGUGGCGCCCGCUCUGUCUACAACGAGAUCCGUCAGAACACCAUCGGAGAGCUGCUGAAGCCGCAUUUGGUUAUCUACUUGGACCUGCCGGUGGAUGCCGUUCAGAAGCGGAUCAAGGCCCGCAACGUGGAGCACGAGGUGAAGUCGACGGUCUUUAGCGAGGCGUAUCUGCGCGACAUGGAGAUCCUGUACAAGCAGCAGUACCUCAAGGACAUUGCCAACCAUGCGGAGCUGCUCAUCUACGACUGGACAGCCGACGGUGAGACCGAGGUGGUCGUCGAAGACAUCGAGCGCAUCGACUUCAACCAGUACGAGUCGGAUCCGCAUAACAAGAAAAUGAUCGACUGGCGCUUCCCGCUGGAGAGCGAGUGGUGCGAGGCACGCAUCAAGUACUGCCAUGAGAAGCCCGAUCUGAUGAACUACUUCAAUGUGCCACGCUUCGACGUGCCCGAGCUGCUGCGCAGUGCCGACGACAGCAAAGUCUGGCGUGAUGUCUGGUUUAAUGCGCCCGGCAUGAAGUUCCGUCCUGGCUACAACGCGGACAUGGGUGACUCUGGUCUGAUGACCAAGACGAAGUUGGGCGUCAACGAGGCCGUCUAGAGGGUUUUUUGCAGAGCGUUUAAAAUUGAAAUCAUCUGGCGAAAAUGUGUUAAUUAUGAAAUAAAACAAUCUAGUAAAAUAAUGGUAAUGCCAAU